UUCUCGCAGCCACCGCCGCAGAUCUCUCUCUCUCUCUCUCUCUCUCUCUACAUACCAAGAUCGCCAUGGUGGUCCCUCUAGGCCCCGGCAAGUUCUACGGCAGCAGCCUCCCGCGGCCGCGCUUCCACAAGGACGGCGCCGACCGGGUCUGCCCGCCCGUCCCCGUCCUCGACCCGCUCCUCUCCUGGGCCAACGAGGCUCACUGGUCGAUGGGCGGCCUCAGCUUCCAGCGCCUCCGCCUCCAGGGCCGCAUCGAGGGCAGCAUCCAGAAGCUCCGCGCCGAGCGGGAGAGGUCGGUCCGGGCCAUGGCCAAGAUCUCCAAGGCCAAAUCCAAGGCUUCAGAUCUCAAACCCUCGAAACCCCCGGUCGACGACGGCGGCAGGAAGAGGGCCGGUUCCGUCUCCCCGCCUCCGGCGCCUGUGGCGGCGAAGAGGAGGAGGUACGUGGCUUUGGUCGACGACAGCGAGGAAGAAGACGAGGAAGACGAGGCGGAGCGGAAGGGGGAGGAGAGCGAAGUUCGCGAGGAGAAGAAGAGGCCCGCGAGGAAGCUCUACGAGGAGUUCGAUCGGGUGGCCAAGGAGAGCGAGAAGGCUAAGGGUAAGGGUUCCGAUGCCGCUUCGCCGAGGACGCCGAGGACGCGGGCGAAGAGAGGCGGAGGCGGCAUCGGUGAUGAGGUGAUGAGGGUGGUUGAGGACGUGAACAGAGAGGUCGUGGAGGAGGGCAUUGGCAAGAAGAAAAAGAUGCAGAAGAAGAGCGGCGGCGAGGGCGUGAAGAGGGUUUCUCCGAGAUCGGCGAAGGGCGUGGAGACUAGUCCCGGCGGCGCGACUGCGAUCAGAACUUCUCCGAGAUUGGCCAAACGUGGAUAGAUUAUGUGAAUUUGUGCUCGUGUGAUUUGAUCUGUCUUUGCUGAUGUUUGAGCCCGGUGUAAUAGGAUUUCUCUUAUGUUUCUUGUUUUUCCCCUAUUUUGGGUUUCUUAGUUUCUUGUUUUCAUUUUUUUUUCCCCGUUUUAGGUUUUUAAGCAGCUUGAUGACUAACCCAUCUAAAUAAAAGACUGUGGAAACAAGUUUCUUUGUGGAUGC
This is a messenger RNA of Eucalyptus grandis, 1079 nucleotides long. RefSeq lists its product as uncharacterized. The coding region runs from base 66 to 866 and encodes 266 amino acids. The record is from RefSeq and is a predicted model, not a curated record. NCBI's taxonomy places the organism in Eukaryota, Viridiplantae, Streptophyta, Magnoliopsida, Myrtales, Myrtaceae. The transcript has a single exon.